Molecule: messenger RNA, 2513 nt
Organism: Patiria miniata (bat star)
Lineage: Eukaryota; Metazoa; Echinodermata; Asteroidea; Valvatida; Asterinidae
Product: palmitoyltransferase ZDHHC17-like
Exons: 13
Coding region: 164-2041 (625 amino acids)
Biological process (GO): protein palmitoylation
Cellular component (GO): Golgi membrane
Molecular function (GO): protein binding; palmitoyltransferase activity
Source: RefSeq, a predicted model, not a curated record
CCAUCAUCCAAAGCGCGUUUCGGAAGUAAAAAAUGGCCGCCGCCAUUCGAUCAAAAGGCAAGUGUAGCUCAUUGAAAGAAUAGAAAUUUUGCCGCAACAUAAAGAUCGUCUCAAGCAACGACUCUGCUGACACUGAAGAUAAAUUUACCCGAAAGCAGAAGCAAUGGAAGAAUUCAAACCCUACCCAACCCAAGCCAUGGCCAGCCAAGCCGAUAUGCCCCCGGCUCAGCUAAUGGUCAGCAGCAACGAAGCGCAUCUGCCGGCCGACCGUCGAUCACCCCAUCAACAGCAAGUCCGAUCCAAACCAGACUACUCCACAUUUGACUCGGUCCAGGCCGUCCAGUACGGCGCCAUUGAUCGGUUGAAAGAACUUGUUGAGAAUGGCUUGGAUGUACAGGAACCGGACAAGGAGAAUGUGACGCUGCUGCACUGGGCUGCGAUCAACAAUAGACUGGAAAUUGCAAGAUACCUCAUCAACCAUGGAGCCGUCAUUGACCAACUGGGCGGAGACCUGAACUCAACCCCUCUCCACUGGGCCACCAGGCAGGGUCACCUACCCAUGGUGGUCCUCCUGAUGCAAUACGGGGCUGACCCCUCCUUGAGGGAUGGGGAGGGGGUAAGUGGGGUCCACCUGUCAUGCCAGUAUGGGCACACGGCCAUCGCAGCCUACCUGGUAGCCAAGGGGCAGGAUCCGAAUCUGCUGGAUGGCAAUGGAAUGUCUCCACUUAUGUGGGCAUGUUAUAGGACGUUCUCAGUUGAUCCAACUCGUCUCCUGUUGACUCUGGGAGCAAAUCCCAAUCUUCAAGACAAGCAUUAUCUCAAUUCUGCCCUGCACUGGGCCACGGCCGUGGGUAAUACGGCGGCCGUCAGCACGCUAUUGCAACAUGGCUCGGAUAGCUUCAUUGAGAACAGCCGGCACGAGACACCGUUAGACGUAGCGAUGUCACGGCGCAAUGGCUACAUUGCCAUGCGUAUCAAGGAGCACCGAGGGGAAUUCCCACACGGCUCAAAGAAAGGGAGCAAGGCCUUACGGAAAUACGUCAUGUGGGCCAUUCCAGCCGUCGUCAUGUUCCUCCUGGGGUUUAUCCCCAAUCUCAGCGCUUCCUACAUCACCAAGGCUGGUCUGUUUGCGUUGAGUGUUGGCCUUGUGUACCUUUCACUACGGUUCUUUGUCGAUAGUCGAGCUGCUCAGCUUUUUCCCAUCGCUUUGGCAGUUGCAACCAAGGUCAUCGUCAACUUCACAUAUUUUGCCUUCUUCUGGCCUUAUGUCAGUGAUCUGUGGAUGAAGGCAGGGUACUUUCUGUCUAUGGGUGCUAUGUUGUACAGCUUCUGGAAGUGCUGGCGGUUCAACCCUGGCGUCAUCAAAAACUCGCAGGAAGACCAGAAAAGGACAAUCGUUGAGAUGGCAGAGACGACAGGCCUGGACCUCAGCAAGUUCUGCACGACCUGCCUGAUCAGGCGACCAAUCAGAUCCAAGCACUGCUCGACGUGUGAUAAAUGCAUCGCAAGAUUCGACCACCACUGUCCCUGGGUAGACAAUUGCAUUGGUUCCUUGAAUCAUCGUUUCUUCAUCAUUUACCUGGGUGCCCUUCCGAUUUCGAGCAUGUUUUACCUGAUGGGUAACGCCCUUUUCUGGGUAGAGUCCUGCCAAACCACAUUUGGGGAGAACGGCCUUUGGAUUUUCAUUGGCGAGGUCAUGUCUUGUUCCCCGUGGACCUUUGUGUUGAGUCUGCAGGUCGCCGUCUACAUGAUGUGGGUCGCCAUGCUAUUUGUUUGUCAGUUUUACCAGGUGAUCUACCUGGGUGUGACAACCAACGAGCGCAUGAACCACACAAGAUAUGAGUAUUUCCGAGACCCCAAGGCACCCAAGGGUCCGUUUCGAGAUGAAGAGCUACACAACCCUUUUCAUCGGGGCGUUCUUCGAAACUUGGUCGACUUCUUCGAGUGCACAUGCUUUGGGCUGUUCCGGCCAAUGAAAGUCGACUGGGCGGUCCAGUUCACGUCUGAGCUCAACCAAUCUGGCACCACCAACUACGUUUAGCGUAGGUCAGGGGUCAUACUUAAUGUAUUCACUCAGCAAUUAAUCUGCAGUAAGUUCAUAUAACAUUGGCAACGUUCGACUUCCAGUCACAGGUAUGUUUUUUAAGGAUUUUAAAAGCUACUUAUUUUAACAGUGACACUUGUAAGAUUGACAUAUUGGGCGCCGCCAUUUUGACAACAGUGUCUUGAUGACAUUAUCGUUCCAAAUGCAAACAUGUUCGCGUGAGUGGAAGCACUGCUGGUUUGUAGCUAAGGCUUUCCCAUUUCAUCAGUAUUUCUCUGCUGUAAUUUUUAUUUCAGGAUUUUGUCACAUAACACUAAAUGUCAUCCCCACUUGUGUGAAAGUUAGUAACUCAAAUUAGGUUUUGCCCUUCACCAAUGUAUAAACACUGUAUACUCAGUGUGUUACCUCCCGAGUGAAAGUUGGAAAAAAAUCACUCGGGUGGGACUCGAACCCACGACCUCCUGCUUUC